Nomia melanderi (Alkali bee) is the source of this 8161-nucleotide messenger RNA. NCBI's taxonomy places the organism in Eukaryota, Metazoa, Arthropoda, Insecta, Hymenoptera, Halictidae. The record is from RefSeq and is a predicted model, not a curated record.
AUGAUAGUACCCAAGAUUCCGAGGGCAGUGUUAAGAGAACAAUACGAGGGUGACGUCGAGCCAGAUGAAAUCGACUUGAUUCAUGAGUUCGAGGAGGGUUUCGAUAGGGCAGAUUUUAGGGCGGAAUUCAGCCCGAGUCCGAACCUCGAAGGGCCGCAACCGCAACCAAGGGAUAACGUCUCCCGAAAUUUCCCAACGGCCAGCUCAUCGCCGCCACGUGCACGAACAAACAACGACGUGGACACACAAUCGAGCAACUAUAAAUCGCUCGGUGUAGGAGCGAAAGACUUGUCCCUAACGCCCACGGUUAUUCAAGGGAUGGGAAUGUUUGGGAACAACGUGGAUGAUAUUGCUAGUGACGUUACCACCAGUACGACAUCACCGGUUAAUUGUACGACAGUAGUCUACGCCUUUCCCGAAGAGGAUCGUGUCGUUGUUGGAUAUAUCAAUGAAUGGAUCAAUGCAUAUUCGUUCAUAUCGAAAAAUCAAGAAAAGUUCUACCUCUAUAUCAUAGUAUCGGUCACCGCCGGUAUUCUAAUUUUUUUGGGCUUGGUGAUUGGCCGUCUCCUGGUCAGCCGUCAUCGCGCAAAGAGAGACGCGAAGUUCCAUGCUAACAACGAGGCACUUCCCAAUGGAUUCACCGACGAUAUUUCGGAGAUCGAUGCUGAUAUUGAUCUCACAACGCCAGUGCCAGUUCCGAUGCAAGAUACACGAAUUCCGGAGACCCAAUUGGCCGAGCGACUCCACGGGGACCGUUAUUACGCGGACACAAGGAUACCCUUAUCGCCCACCACAAUUCACCCACCACCGGGUCACCACGCAGCCAAUACGGGCGUGAGGGUGGACCUGGGCAACCACAUGGUCGGCACCGACAGCCUGCACACGAUCCUGCGCCCGGAGAACCCGCGGAGCCUGAACACCAAAAGCUACUACUACGGCUGACAGGAGGAAGGGGUUGUCCCGCGCGAGGGACGACCCUCGUCCUUGAGCCCGGUACCGGAAGUGAGCACGCGGAAGUACUGCUUUUAAUUCGAGAUGCCGAGAUUUUCUGAAGGACAACCACCGUACGGAGCCGCUGUAAAACUACGUUCGUCGAUCAAUUGUCGUCCCGUCGAACAGAAGGAUCCCGGCACUCGCGCUUGGUACCGGAGACUAGCACCAGUUGGUGAUGUUUUUUAUACUUUGUCUCCGAGGCGAACGGACUUCAAUUGCGGAGAGGAACGUUUAUUUUCAAUCUCGUAGACCCAGUGGAUCACGAUACUCUCGAUUCUCACAGUCGGGAUGGUAAUCUCGUGGCUGAACACUUCGUUGCCGGAAGUGGCGAAUCGAUUAAACGUCAUUAGGAUCAGGAAUUCGUAGAUUAAAACGUAUCGAGUGCUGAAGUUGACAAUGAACGAACUGCACAUUUCUCGCGGAAAUCGUUUCAGGCGUGCCUGUGUUCGACACCGGAAGUGAACGAAUCUCGCAGACAGCUGUUGCAGCGGCGAUGGUUGUAAAUACGAUUCUGACGCUGAGAUUUCAUGGUGUUCCGAUUGACGAUCGCGAGAUUUCACGGGAAACAGGGUUGGGAAACACGUCGAUAAAUUGUUCGGUGGCCGAGCGAGCAGAAGAGAACAUUGAAAAUUAUUGUUGUUGAAGAUGCUGUUAUUAUUGAGAAAUACUGUUUUUAAUCGAGAGACGUACUAGUUAUGUAGCGCUGGAUUAUGGGAUAGAGGAAUAUAAGUAUGUUGAUCGUGAACGAAGAGUUAAAGAUUUUUAAUGCGCGGAGCGUUCGUCCUGCAUCCGGUACCGGAAGUGACCACCCGAGACGUUGAACUUGAUGGAGAAAUACGAUUGUAACUGGAUUACGAUAGAUGAAUGAAACUCUCGGACGACGACGAGGAGUUUUUGGAGAAGUGAAAGGGAAUUGACGUUGAUUAUAUUCUUUUCUCAAUCGUACUUCAGGCAUCUGAAAUUUAUUUGACUUCAAGUUAAAUUUCUUGUACACUUAAGAUGGUGAUGUUGCUCAGAUACAAGAAAUUAGAUAUUUUUUGUAACGUGACAAGUAGCUCCGUGGAAGUCUGCAUUUAAUAGAAUCACUUCUAUUUUCGUAAGUCAGGCGUUCACUUUGAACUAAGAGGAAGUUUUUUUAUUUGGAACUAAUCAUUUCAGUGAUGACAUAAUAUGAUCUUGAAAUCAAUUGACACUGCCCGUUCAACGGUAAUAACAAUGACAAUGUCUAUAGAAGUAGAUCGAUAUUCUGCAUACAUACUACAAAAUAAUUUUCAUUAAGUUAUAUACGCACAAGUUUAAAAUUAAAGAAUCUUGUUUCUGUAUUUCUUUUAUGGAAAAAUACAUAUCCACACAAGUUACUUGAAACAAUAAAGAAUCCUAUUGUGCUUCCAGUACAAUCGAAGAUUUAUUGCUGCCAAAUUGGGAGAAAAUUACUGCCUAAUCUAUGAGAAAAACAGCGGGUUCUUUGUUAAGCACGUUUCUGAAUAUCAUCGACCUUGUGAUGGUUUAUGUAUUCUCGCCCAUGAUAACACAAAGCGCCGAUAAUAAAGAAUCCGAUAAUAAUGUUAUAUUACAAAUUUCGUAGUGUUUUUCUCGCUAACAAGACUAAUUGAAAAAUAGAACUGAUUUAUAAAAUUAAUUAAAAUGCGAGAUAAUUAUUACAUCUUAUUUUUUUGGAAGAGGAUUUAAAGUAUUCAACAAAUAUAUACUUCCUUCGUACGUAUUUAGUUGUCUGGUAAAUAACCAGAAUACAAAAUAAAAGAAUGUGCUCAUUUUGGUUAUACCAUUUUAAAACUUAUUGGAACAAAUUAGUAAAUAAUUACUCAAUGUCGCCUAGUAACUAUAUUCACUGACAGCAUUUUCAGUAAUCUCUUAACAGAAGAAUUGCAUUUAAUAAAUAAUUAGUUAACUAACUGUAAUAAUUUAUUUACUACAAAUGUACUAAUGAAAAGUAUACAGCAACGUAGUAUUGUUGAUAUUUUAUAAUUUUUACAAAUCCAUUAUUAUUUACCACGAGAAAACGAAAUAAAAUAUGCAACAGUUAAUUCAUUUCAUUGAACAAUUUUUUCAUAGAAAGUGUCAUUCUGUCCAUUCCAUGAUUAAUCAACGAGUAAUUCACAAAGUUCAUAAUUAAUUACUUCAAGGUUCGCUGAUACGUUCACUCUUCGAACCGUUCAGAAUAAUUUUCAGCGGAAUCGCACAAGUUUCUUUCGAUCAAGAAUCACAGGAGUAAUGGCAGCGAUCUAAAGAUCGGUGGUGCGUCCGACAUACGAACGAAAACAACUCGCUCGAACGACACGAAUCGACGGUCGAUCGAUAUCCUUGGAAUAAUGUCAGUCCCUUACGUCUGUCCUCGUAAGAAGGAACUACACCAAAAAAUAAAAAAAAAAUAAUAAAAUAGCAAAGUAUACAGAAAGAAAAAUUGUUCGAUUGUAAUUCCCGUACUGAUACCAAAAAAUCGGUAUCAGAGGGUUGAUGAACGACCUCGUACACUAAGGAAAUAGGAAAUCGGUCGAUCUCAACGAAGUUACAGCGGUUUUGUAUCGCGUGUACACGCAGAAACCAGAAACGCACCAUGAAACGACUUUUAUAGAGAAACGAUCUGUAUGUAUAUCACGCUGUAAAUAGGUACAACUGUCAUUUACUGUAACGUUAAGGAAACGAAACGGAAUGUGUGAGCGAGCGAGAGAGCGCGUGCAUCUUUGCCGAGAGUGUAAUACAAUCGAAGGACGUCUCGUAGACGAAAGACACCGAUACUGCCAUCGAAUCGACUUCACGAUCCUGUGUGAUUGAGAUUCUUCGGAGCAACAUCCUUAUAACCGAUCGUGAUCGUUAAUAGAAGUGGAUCUUCGACGCUAGCAAAUUUACUAUAUCGCCUUUCGAAUCUUUUAUUCAAUAAUAUUCAGUUCUUUUUAUAAAAUUCAGCAGGACUGUACUGAUAAUUGAUCGGUUUUGAAGAAUAAACUAUAGAAACGUGGAUUUUAUUAAAAAAUUUUUUUAAAUAAUUAGAAAGAAUGGAAUAUAUUAUUUUGAGACUUUUAGCAAGCAUUAUCGUACUACUGUUUUAAAAGCUGUAGUUAUAGUUUAAUUUAUUACUAUCAUUUGUUUCAAUAACAAUCUUCAUGGUGAUAUUUUAUCAAGCGCAUUUUUCAUGAAAUGUCUAAAAAAUACGAUAAAGAAAUCGAAUUAAGUUUUUAAAAAUUAUUUAUUUACUUUGAAUUUAAUGGCUCGUUUCAAAAAGGAUGAAUUAUGUGUGUAAUUCCAAUUUCUAUAAAUUAAUUCAUCAUAAUUAGCAUUUGCUUAAAUAUGUAUGAGUCGAUGAUAAAAAAUUCUUAAAAUGUACACAUCAAUCUUUCUGAUUAUUGGAUAUAGAUUUUAAAAAACUUUCUAAUAACAUUUCCAUUUACCUUUUAAAACCAAUCGAUUAUUACGACGGAUCCUGUAUGUCGUAAAAUUUAAAUGACUUUGAGUAAUUUAACUUUGUUUGGUAACUAAACGUGAUAUAAAAGGACUGAUUAAGAAGAAUGACAUUUAUAUACUGUAAAUGUUCAUCUCGACAUAUAAAUAUUAUAAAUCAUAUUGCUGACAUUACGUUGAAAUUUCUUGUUAACAAAUGUGACAUUCGUUAAUCAAUCCUAAUUAUUGGGUACUAUUAAAUGCGAAGCAUUAAAAAAUAACAACAAGAUUAUAAUAAAUUUUAUUUUUAAAUUUACCUUUAUUAUGAUUGAUUCUUGUAUCGGCGUGAGUGAUUAACGUUCUGAGGUACCUAUGUAGUUGUAAUGCGAGACGUAUUCGUCUCGUCGAUCACGAUCGUUAACCUGUAAACAAUAAUGUCCAGUCUGAUCGUUCGUGUGUUAAUUUUAAGAUAUAUGUACACGGAAUCGAUUCCACGUACGUUUCGAUAUUAACUUCGAUUCCAAGACUCACUUAAUAAUUAACGUUUCUUUUUUACGUUACGCGAGGAAAUAACAAUAGUAUUUUGUAAGAAAUUGAAUAAUGUCUCAAAGAUCAUGUGCAAGGAUAGACAUUUUUAAUUGCAUUACGUCGUUUACGAAAACUGACGGUACAUUUGCGGAUUUAUUAUAUUUGUUGUCCAUUGUUUGAAUUUUCGUUUGAAUUCAAAGAAAUGGAUGAACGUUUCCUAGUGCCAUUAGUUCUCGCGCAUGAUCAUUAUAUUUAAUCUGUAAAAUAGUUUAUACUAUUAAAAUAACCGAUUUGUACAUUACUUAUUAUUAACUAUAAUUUUGCACAUUCAUUGCAACAUUAUCGUAGGUAACGAAUAAUUAAUGUAUUUAUAAUUUAAGGGUUGUUUAUUUAAUAUUCGAUGAUUGGAUGACUCACUGAAACUUUGCGACGUGUCGCCGAAAUAUCAUAAAAAAUUUGUUUAAUUAAUCAGUAACGAUGAUUGACAGAGUCUGCCUCUGAUUGUUUCCCAAAAAAUUAAUUGUAAUUAUAUAAGCAUUAACAAAAAGGUGAAGCAAAUUGUAAUACUGUAAAAUCGAUACGAAUAAAUCGAAACCAAAACGUGAGGGUAAAGUAAAAGAAAUAUGUAUACCUACUAAUUGAAGUUUCUAUAUUUGUUACUGCACUCCUCAAAGAAUGAAAAUAUGAAAUUCGUUCGAUUGCAUAACAAUUCACGUUAAUUAUUAUGUGCUAUGUUUUAACUUUGAAUAAAAAAUGGCAUGUAAGUUAAUUUACUGAGUUGCGUGAUUCUCCUUACAUCAAGUACUCUCCACGAAUUAAGUUUUUGAUGUAAUCUUGAUGCAUUUUCCACAAAUGAAUUAUAUAAGACUGACAUACGAAAGAAUUCGUUUUAAAUUGAAAACGAAAUAGUAUAUUACAUCUAAAGUAAUUAUUUAAAAAGUUUUAUAUAACAGCGUAUUUUUUGGUAUAAUUUAUUUAUACAUACGGCUUCCAUUUUCUAUGAACAUUUUAUGAACACAAUUUGUCUGUCUGUUAUAACACUAUAUAAUAUUGCUGUGAAAAACAAUACGAUUUUAUUUAUCACACAUACAAAGGUUCGUUUAAUUGAAAAUGAUCAGUAAUUGGAAAACAAGAAAAUUGAAUAAUGUGAGCUCAUACAAUAAACUUUUAGCAUAUUGCACAGCAGAUUGAGAAAAUGUUUCUUCUAUAUUUUUAAUUACAAUCAAACACAUUUGACUUUCCAGAAUAAAUGUUAUUGAAUUGAAAACAAUUUUAAACAAUGCUGAAAUGAAUUUUAAAGCAUAUAUUAAUUAUUUCAGCAACAUAUAUAAAUGAAAAGUUAUACAAAAAUGAAACCUUCCAAAGAAUCUCGAAUAUUCAUUAUAGGAUUUUGCAAUUUUCAUAAAUUUAGUUCGUAAAACAGAUUAAUUAAAAUUUUCUUUAUAUUAAACAGUUGGAAACAACUGAUGAAACCUAAAUUGGUAUAACAUCAGUUAAAGAAUAAUCAAAUUUUACAUAAUCAAUUAUUCAACGCAAUCAUUUUCUCAUGUUAGAUUAUUAAACAUCGUUACUAUUCAAUUGAUUAGCGCUCGAAAAAAAGUACGCAAUACUUACAAAAUCUGAAUACAACAGUGCACAUUCCAAGUAUAAUAAAUCAUUCUCCGCAAUUGUGUUCAUCACGUAACAAGAGACGUAACAAAAGCUCGAGGGUAAAAAUAGAUGAUAAAGGAGCUAUUAUCAUAGAUCGUCGAGCAUAAAUCAAUUUUCCGAAAAAGCUUCAUAGCGGAGAUGAAAUACGGAAUAACGGGCUAGAAAAGGCGUUUCUCGAGCGCUCGUCGUGCCUCAGUGAGUCAGUCAAUUAUUUCGACGUCUUCGAGAAGAGUGAAGGAGAGCUGUGGUGUUCCACUGAUUAGUUCCCGUGCUGAAAUAAUCCGUUGUGGCCGUGUUUUUAAUUGGUCCGGCUUAAUUAAGCCACUCGUGCGGGAUUGUUGCGAGUCGCACGGAUCUCUUGGAAAAUUCUAAUUGCCGGAAGAAUGUUGGCACUCAGUUCUUUCUUUUUUGCUCGUGUACGUUUUUGAACCAUUCCUUCUUCCGUCGCUAUCGGAAUUCUCUUUCCCUCAGUUCUGCGUUGAAGGUCAGGUACUAUACUAAUAGCACGUCGAUAGAGGUUUCUUUUUACUAAUUUUCAAUCCUCAAAUUUUCAAAAUUUCAUAGUUGGAAAAUUAUUUGUUCGUAAAAAUUUUAGUUAGCAUGGUAGAAUUUACGAAACUUUGAAUCUAAUGGUUAUUAGUUUAUAAUAUUGAAUGGUUUCUCGAGUUACAGCGCAACAUGAAAAUAUUAUUAAACUUUAUUAAACGUCUACUGACGUUUAGAUGAGUUUGAAUUUAUUAGUAGAUUUAUUGCUAAUAAUAGUUUUUAUUAUGUUUGGUACUCGUAUCUGUUUUAUAUUUUAAAUAUUUGGAUUUUCUUAAAAGUAUUCGUCAUUUGUUCCAUUACCUUAUUUAUAAAUGCAAAAAAUUCGUGAUCUACUGUGAAUGAAUCAGUGAAAUAAAACCAAUGUAUAUUAAAUACUCUUUCCUAGAUUGAGUCAUUAGUAAAAUUAUGUUACUCACACAUAAAUAAUUUUUUCUGAUCUUAUUAAAUAAAUUAUUUCAUGGAGAAUCAUUUUGUAUAUAUAUAAACAUACAUAUUGGUUUACAGAAAUAUUAAAUUUGAUCAAGCAAGUUUUUCUCCUUAUUUCACAUUAUUAUUAAAAUUAUUUUUUCUUUGUAAACAGGGAAUCAGAUGUGGGACAUGUAUACUCGAUUCGUAGUAAUUUACCGUGGGUCCAAUAUAUCCCAUUGGUACUGGCUCAACAAAAUAAAAUUGAAAUGUAAUAAUGUAUUUAAUGAAUUACGGUAUGUCGAUGUUUCGAGAGUGAAUGGGUUGAUAUUGUUUGUAGACUGCGCAACGCACCAAGUAUUCGGUUUUUAUAAAUAAAUCUUAAGCGUUAACGAUUACGAUAAGUUAGUGGCUUAUAUUGAUGUUGAUGUUUCACUAUUUAUUCAUGUGUCACUGUGAACAUUUGAAAUCAUCUUUGAAUUUUAAUCUGAAAAUUUCUAUUCAUAUGUUAUUCAAUAGGAAAUUUCUUUUUCAAGGAGCAUAUAUUUUGAAUCUUAUUCGUCAUAGUUUAUUUCCUUAAACUAUAGUAAAUUAUUUACUUUUAAUAUUUAAUUUAUUGAGAAAACUAGUUUUCGUUUUUAUU